GAUAUGAUUAUGAUUGAUGUAUCAAAUUAUUGGAAUUAUUGUUAGUAUUAAUUGAGAGAUUGUUUUCUUUUAGUAAAGAAAUCUAAUUUGUCACGCAAUUACUUGUAAAAAGAUUUUAAAAUCGGAUUUCGUUAUUGUUAUCGACUAAUGACAAUAUGUUGACGAUGAUUAAAGAGAUAAUAACAGUGUCUAGAUGGCCGUUAGGAAGGGAGUAAUCAGUUGAACGUAAUGUAACAUAAAUGCGAAGACCAUUUCUUAAAAUGUAGUUUAACGUAUUUUAGCAAACAAUUCACAUUGAAAAACAAUAUUUCAUAGAUAACAUCCGAAAGGUACAUGCGAAAUGAUUAUACAAUCCUUGAAAAGUUACACGUGUAUCAUUGUGCUCUCGAUAUCUGUUUCGAUAACUUAUGCAAUUCUUGAAAAUGCUUUGAGAAAGAGAAAGAAAUGUUUCACUUAUAGAAUCGUUCCCGAUUUCGACCAAUAUUAUUCGAGCACGUGAAGUAAAUGAAUCAUUAGAAAAUGAAAUGAUAAAACAAGUGGUGAAAGAUAAUGGAAAACAGAAGUACUUUAUAAUUGAACAGAAAAAAGAAGACAAGAAGUGUAUGGAUCGUUCGAUACAUGAUUUUCCUGAGGAUUUGUUCACAUAUGAACAGCGACGUCAUGGAGCAAUAAUAUUACAUGCUUUCCUUGGAUUAUAUUGUUUUCUAUUGACGGCAUUCGUGUGUCAUGAUUAUUUAUUACCAGCCGUUGAUUGUAUAUGCAUUAAUUUGAAUAUAAGCACCGAUGUUGCUGGAGCGACAUUUCUUGCAAUGGCUAGUUCUUUUCCUGAACUGUUUGUGAAUGUUAUUGGAACGUUUUUAACCGAAUCAGAUCUUGGUGCCGGUACAGUUGUUGGUAGUGCUGUAUUCGAUACUUUUGCAACUCCAGCUUGUGGAGCGUUGAUGACGUUUUAUGCAAUACAAUUAGAAUGGCAAUUAUUGUCACGAGAUUGUAUAAUGUAUGUGAUAUCUGUUGGAACAUUGGUAAUAAUAAUGUGGGAUGCAAAGAUUCAAUGGUAUGAAGCAAUGAUCUUGUUAAUAUUAUUUUGUUUUUAUUUAAUUUUGCUCUUUUGUGGUAAACUUAUUAGAUUGUAUUGCGAUAAAAUUUCUUUUAAUUCCAACUUUAUGACAAAACUAUUCACUAUUGAUGAAAAUUUGAAUGAGAAUUUGCCUCCUAAUUGUUCAUAUAAAUUGCAUCCUCAAAACAAUGCAGUUGUGGACCAUAGAAAGAAUUUGAAUAUCCAGGAAUUAGAAAGGCACAAACAAAACCGGAUACAUGAUCCUGAAAAUGUAGAGAAUUUUGAGAAAUCGAUAAAGCGUUCAAUUUUUGAAUAUUUAUUCACUUGGCCAAUAGAGCGAACUAUUAUUGAAAAAUGUUGGUUCAUGUUUGGUUGGCCAUUGAAAUUUUUAUUAUUUAUAACGAUACCAGAUCCUAAGAUUGAACGAUUGAAACAUUGGUAUCCAUUGACUUUUAUCAUGUGCAUGAUUUGGAUUGCGAUAUCUUCGUAUUUAGUUUCUUGGAUGACAACGGUUAUCGGUGAUAUCAUAGGUAUCCCCGAUUCCAUCAUGGGUCUUACAUUUUUAGCAGCUGGUGGAAAUAUGCCAGAAGUUGCGUCAAUUGUAAUUUUAGCAAGGCAAGGCGACGGAAAUAUGGCAAUGAGUAAUACAUUGGGAGCAAAUAUUCUUGACAUCUUACUUUGUUUGGGUUUACCAUGGAUAAUAAAAUGUCUCAUGGAAAAAAGAUAUGUGGAAAUUGAAUCAGGAGCUUUAAAGUAUAGUGUAUUUUCGACAGUUAUUUGCGUAAUUGUUCUUUAUACAGUUAUAGCAUGUUUUAAAUUUAAAUUGAACAAGAAAGUAGGAAUUAUAUGUUUAUUUCUAUAUACGAUAUUUAUAAUAUUUGCUAUCCUUAUAGAAUUGAAUGUUUUUUUCAUUAUAAAUUUACCAAUGUGUGAUCAGUGAAUUAUUAAUUUCUUUCAUACAUUUCAUUCUCAUACACAGUUUAUGUUUACAUUAUGCAUUUA
This is a messenger RNA of Apis dorsata (giant honeybee), 2059 nucleotides long. Its product is annotated as sodium/potassium/calcium exchanger 4-like. Gene Ontology annotation, cellular component: membrane. NCBI's taxonomy places the organism in Eukaryota, Metazoa, Arthropoda, Insecta, Hymenoptera, Apidae. The transcript has 6 exons. The record is from RefSeq and is a predicted model, not a curated record. Gene Ontology annotation, molecular function: calcium channel activity; calcium, potassium:sodium antiporter activity. The coding region runs from base 525 to 1997 and encodes 490 amino acids. Gene Ontology annotation, biological process: intracellular calcium ion homeostasis; calcium ion transmembrane transport.